AUGAGCACGCCGCAAUCUCUGACAGAUACGCUGAUUUUGGCCCUUUCUCAAAGCAAUGAUCUUCAACGUCGCACCCGAGAGACCAUUGAGACCAUUGAACGGCUCAAGCGUGAAAACGAAAAGCUGAAGCGUCAAGUCGAGGAGCUGUCUCGGGCGCGGAAGGACGAACCUCGCGACCUCUCCCCCCAGCUGGAUCACUUGUUUCGGCAGGAUGCGGAGAAACAAGCCGAGAUCGACCAACUGAAAUCCAAACUCCGCUUGAUUCAGGCCAAAGAGAGGAAAUGGCGACUACAGAAUCCCUGUGUCUCUUCACCCAUCGUCUUUUCCAACGAACUCGACGCUACAACGCCGGCAUCUGCGUCCAGAAAACGGCCUCGCAGCAAGACUCCCGACGAACAACGACCACUGCGAGAGAUCUCCGCAAAUGUUGCGGCCCCCAAUCGCCUCCCACGGUCUAAGAGAUUCGGCGACAGAGGAGCCCAUGCCAUCACAUCUAUAGCGGAAGACGGCGAGGACCAUAAUCGAAGCCAAUCCGAUACCUCUACGGAGAACACGCCUCAAAAGGCCAAGGCCAGCUCACCCAAUAAUCGAUUGCAGGCUUUGCUGGCUGCCCCGGCUCCCGUCACCCCAUUGCUUCCACGUCCCACGCCUAGCGCUUCGAUUCAGCGCACGGUUGCUUCGAAAGCAGAGGAGGAAGCUCCGAUACAGCUCCAAAUCCCAGGCGUUGGUAACCUGGCGAGGGAUGGCAGCGCCUCUUUUAGGCGACCUCCUCUUUUGCCGGCCCAACCUUCAGCUCCUGAAGAUGAGGAGCCUUUCCGCUCGAGGCCGGUGAAUCGUCUGAAUCUCUCACAUUUCAAGGUCAACCCGACGUACACUGGAGGCUGCGACUAUGCCUAUGAUGAAGCUAUUCGAGGUCGCGAGGCGCGGAAGUGCCUUGCAGGAUGUACACGACCUGAGUGUUGUGGCAACAAGUUCAAAGCAUUAGCAGCGACUCUUCCCGCCGACACUGAUAUCUCAGAAGAUGAUUUGCUGCUGGAGUUCUUGGGGCCAGGCUCCGAGGAGAAGAUACGGACGUUGACUCCGAUGGCCAAAGAGAAUCUUGUGUUUGAGGCCCGGACGACACGACUGGCGAACCUGUACGGGAAAAUGCACAAGACGCUAUUCGACCGUCCUGAGAGCCCGCCGGGCUACUGGGACACCGACAUGCCUGGGACGCAGGAAGAGCAGGAAUACCGGGAGCGAGCCCGACGGCGAGAACGGGAGGAAGUCGUGAGAAGAUAUGAAGCAGCUAUGAAGGGGGAUGGGCGCUGGCUAUUCGCAGAUGAAUGA
Molecule: messenger RNA, 1329 nt
Organism: Capronia coronata CBS 617.96
Lineage: Eukaryota; Fungi; Ascomycota; Eurotiomycetes; Chaetothyriales; Herpotrichiellaceae
Exons: 1
Coding region: 1-1329 (442 amino acids)
Biological process (GO): DNA repair
Source: RefSeq, a predicted model, not a curated record